GAAAUACAUUCUAGGUGAAUAAACUUCCCAACAGCAUCUUCGACUUUCCCGGAUUCUACAGUGAACCGCAUCCUGCCGCCGACGGUCGGCACAGUGUCGACUCCAUGAUAUCAGACGAGAAUGGUUCCGAUCCCGAUGAUUUCCUCGAACGGGUUGAGAUCGACUAUGGUCCUCAUGGAAGCGAGAACCAGCCCUCGAAAGCAGACGGGAAGAAUGUCUCUAGCUCAGGCAACUUAAAAGAUCGUUUGCAUAAACGCUCUCAACGGCGGACAAUAGAACCCUCUCAAGGUGACUACACCCUAAUCAGGGCUCUCGAACCUAACAGACCAGACAUUGCUGGAGAAGUCGGAGAUAACCCGCUUAGGAGAGAUGUGGAAUCAGAUAAUGAAGAUGAAGAUAAUCGCGCGGAGGUCUCUCGCCAACAGCCACGAUCCAAUAAUACAAUAGCCUCAUUUAAUGACCUGGUGGCCCACAAACCAGGAAAGCCCGGAGUAGGGAAAUAUGCUCUUUCGCUGUCAGACCUGUCAACCCCAGAAAUCCCCUUUUCCGAGAUUCAGUUCCCAUCUGCUUCCCAUGAUGGACUUAUAGACAACUCUCAAACUCUGCCGUCAAUGAAAGCCGUCUCAGACAAUCUCGGCUCCGUCGUGCUCAGUUCAUUUAGUGUUUCCGCUUCGUCCUCACGUGUGAUACCACCACAACGGCAAACGUCAGGCCAAUUGCCAACACCGUAUUUCAAUGUGGAAGACAUGAAUCAACAACUUGGAUCAGAAUUCAACUUACAGAUGGCUGCUCCGGCAGACAAGAGUCCCAUAAACAACCAUCCCGUGCCAGUCGAGGCUAAAGUGCAUAAAUGCACAUUCCCUAAUUGCACGGCGGCAUUCACAAACAAACAUUCUUUAUCUUCUCAUGGCGCAGUCCAUAAAGACCACAGACCACACUACUGUCCAGUUCCUGGUUGUGAACGUGGCGUUGGUGGUAAAGGAUUCAAAAGGAAAUAUGACAUGGAUCGCCAUGGACUUGUGCAUGAUUCUCCGGUUUAUGGGUGUCCAUUUUGUACAGAUUCGCAACAUAAAUAUCCCCGUGAAGACAAUCUACAACGGCAUGUCAAAGACCAUCACCCGGAUAAAGACAAGGAUGAUCCGGAGCUGCGGACGGUUCUGGCCCAGAAACGAGAAGGAAGUGGACGUGGACGUCCGCGACGAGAUAAUACUUGA
Molecule: messenger RNA, 1214 nt
Organism: Talaromyces proteolyticus
Lineage: Eukaryota; Fungi; Ascomycota; Eurotiomycetes; Eurotiales; Trichocomaceae
Exons: 3
Coding region: 105-1214 (369 amino acids)
Biological process (GO): regulation of transcription by RNA polymerase II
Cellular component (GO): nucleus
Source: RefSeq, a predicted model, not a curated record